Molecule: messenger RNA, 14522 nt
Organism: Diabrotica virgifera virgifera (western corn rootworm)
Lineage: Eukaryota; Metazoa; Arthropoda; Insecta; Coleoptera; Chrysomelidae
Product: transient receptor potential channel pyrexia
Exons: 2
Coding region: 591-3539 (982 amino acids)
Biological process (GO): transmembrane transport; monoatomic ion transport
Cellular component (GO): membrane
Molecular function (GO): monoatomic ion channel activity; protein binding
Source: RefSeq, a predicted model, not a curated record
AAGGUCACCAUCAGCUACUAUGAUUCCAAAUUGAGAGAUUUUGACCCUACCACGGUACAGGUAUUUUCAAGCCGCGACCACCACCUGUAUCACCAGCACCAGCAGGAGAAACUAAAUACUAAUCUUCGAGAGACCAUCAUCAUUCUACUUUUGUUAGAAGUAAAUCGUCAGUCGUAUUAAUACACGUACGGCAAUUUUGUGAACACUUACGGGACAUACACAACACUUUUAAUUGACAAUUCCCCUCCACGUCAUACUCAAAAGAGAGAGAAUGUCUUUACUAGCAAUUUAGUAAUUUGCGUUAUUCGCAGUUACUUUAACUUGACGACCUACGCGAAUCUUUAGAUGUCUUUUUUACCGGCCAGAGUGUUUUGUUAUCAAUGGAAACAAAACCCAUGGAUUUAACAAUGUUAAUCCUCCGUUACAUCCGGAAGUAUAUUUAACGAAGUAUUCGAUUGAUUGGAUAACAUUAUACCUAUUAUCCAUCAAUGAUGGGAACACUAGGUAUGUCGCGAAUUAAGUGUUUUUUUGUUGGGAUAUUUUUCGAGUGCAGAUCAUCAAACAUAUUAUAACCAUUUAGUUUACGUGAAAUGGUGUCCGCCUCAGAAAAUCACACGUUCUAUGGGAUGGACAACUACGGCUUACAAGAUUCCAGCUGCAACUCGAAAAGAUUGGGUAGGUCCGUUAGCGUCAAUGUAGACGCUACAAAUCUACACCUCUAUCGGACUCCUACUUCCAACACUAUCCUGCGUUGGAAAAAGGUUAUAGACGAUUCAGAAAACAUUUUCGAAGAAGAGCUUCCCUCAGAUGACUUCGAAUACAUGGAAUGUGGUCCUUCACCUCCUGCUGACCACACACCGCACAUCUACGAGAGCUUCGAAGAGUUUUCUACCAGUGCCGAUCUAACCGUUCAAAUAUGUCACGAUACCAUCAAGACCAAUCUUUUAGAGCACAUGAAAGUAUCUUCCGGCCGGCAUCAGCUUUUAGAUGAUAUAGAAAGUAAAAAAAUACAGAAGGAUAAUUUACAAGAUCACUUUAAAGGUGCUUCCAAGGUAGAGAUUAACACCGCAUUCUUAUGGGCUGCUUUUAUGAAAAGACAUGAUUUACUAGAUGGUUUUCUUAAUUUAGGAGCUGACUUGCACUACUUUGAACCGAGUCAAGGACUGAGUGCAAUACAUUUGACCUCGUUUAGUGGAUGUGUUCAAGGAACCAAAUUUCUUAUAGCCAAAAGCUGUGAUGUUAAUUCGCUGUAUAAGUGCUAUAGUCCUUUACAUUGUGCUGCAUUUGGUGAUAGUCCAGAGACAGCUUUAAUACUACUCAACAAUGAUGCUAAUGUCCAAACUCUUACCAACAGCCCACACAGCUCCCACGAAAGUGUCUUACAUUGUGCUGUGCGAGCUAACGCUAUAGCUUGCGUUAAGCUAUUUACCCAAGAAGGUGCUGACGUUGCCCAAAGUGAAAUCUCAGGUUUUUCCCCAGUUCAUCUAGCAGCUGAUUUGGGCCAUCCACAGUGCUUAAAAAUAUUGCUGGAACCAAAAAAAUUCAAAGUAAAUACAAAAACGAAAGAUAAGGAACAAACACCUCUACAUUUAGCAGCUGAAAGUGGUUAUGUUGAUUGUAUAGAGAUUCUUCUCGAUAAUGGUGCGGAUGCGAAUAUCAGAAACCAUAGACAACAAUCCCCCUUACAUCUGGCAGCUAGAGCUCAGGCUUAUGACUGUGUUGAGAUGCUCCUUAGAAAAGGAAAUUCAAAUCCUAACAUGGGAGACUGUGAUAAGAGAACACCUCUACAUUGCGCUGUGGGCAAGGCAGCCCGAUCUUACGACAUAAUAGAAAUUUUAGUGAAUUAUGGUGCAGACAUUAAUACUAAAGACCAGUAUGGAUACGCACCUUUACAUAUAGCAGCUCUAAAUGAAUUGUCACAGUGUGUAGAAGUUUUAGUAUAUCAUGGUGCUGAUGUUACAGCUAAAUCAAAAUUUGGUAUGACUGCAUUGGGUAUAAUCACACGGAAAACGCCAGCUUCUCUAGCAAUGAUUACUCAAAAAUUAGAUUCAGCUAUAACUUUACACCAUCAUCCUGAGUCAUCUAACAGAGAAGUAGAACUGCGUCUGGAUUUUAGAGGGAUAUUACAAUAUUGCCACCCUAGAGAAAUAAGCUUCUUGAAUACGUUUGUAGAUGAAGGGCAAAAAGAAAUUCUGUUGCAUCCGUUAUGUUCUGCUUUUCUCUACCUAAAAUGGGAAAAAAUUAGAAAGUAUUACAUAGCAAGAAUGUUGUUUUGUUUUAUAUUUGUGUUAAGUUUAUCGUUAUAUGUAUUAACAGCUCUGGCGCAUAACUGUUAUAACCAUGGUAAGAAUAUGAAUGAUACUCAACCGCAAAAUGUCAUAGAACUUUGUGAAAAGAAAUCAAUGAUGGGCCAUAUGCUUCGGAACAACCCGUUUGUUAUAGAGAUGCAAUGGUUUGUGCUAGUUGGUAUUACAGGUUGCGAAAUACUUAGGAAACUCUACGGAUUGGCAGGAUACCCAUCGGUAAGGCAAUAUCUUUCACACCCUGAAAAUAUCAUAGAAUGGACAGUUAUAGCAAGUGUUUUUGUCAUCUCUUUCAUUUAUACUGGUCGUACCUAUACCUGGCAGAAUCAUGUAGGUGCUUUCGCUGUACUCUUUGGUUGGACUAAUUUGAUGUUAAUGGUUGGGCAGCUUCCAGUUUUUGGAUCAUACGUUGCAAUGUACACGAGAGUGCAAGGCGAAUUUGCAAAAUUACUCUUAGCUUACUCAUGUCUACUUAUAGGGUUUACCAUAAGCUUCUGUGUUAUGUUUCCAGACUCAUCAACUUUUGCUAACCCCUUCAUUGGUCUAAUUACUGUCAUGGUAAUGAUGACUGGUGAAUUAAGCUUAGAUCUUUUGGUUGAUGAUGAUCCGGAAGAUCCACCAUUUUUAUUAGAAGUUAGUGCUCAAGUGACAUAUAUUUUAUUUUUAUUAUUCGUAACUGUAAUUUUAAUGAAUCUACUUGUAGGUAUAGCUGUACAUGAUAUUCAAGGUUUGCAGAAAACUGCUGGAUUGUCAAAAUUAGUUAGACAGACUAAAUUGAUUUCAUAUAUGGAGCUUGCUCUGUUCAAUGGUUAUUUACCUCAAUACUUGCUAAAUUUAUUACACUGGACUGCUUUGGUUUCACCGAAAGCGUACAGGGUGGUUUUAAAUGUGAAACCUCUGAAUCCUCGGGAAAAAAGGUUGCCGAAAGAUAUAUUAAAAGCAGCACAUGACAUUGCCAAACAGCGUAAAAACUAUGGGCAUACCAUUUCGUCUAGAGCAAGCGAAAUGGCUUAUUCAAAAAAAGUUGUCAAUAACAACCUCGAUCAAAAUUCUGAAAUUAUGGAUUGUAAUACAGCGUUGCCACUUUUACAUAGUAAGAUUGAAAAAAAUAGUGAGCAAGUUGAACAUUUAAGCAAAGAAAUUAGAGAACUAAAGAGUGUCAUUGAAUCAAAUCAGAGGCUCGUCGAGCAAUUAUUAAAUACUAUUUUACAAAAUAGAAAAAAUAGUAAAUGUUAACUUUAAAUUUAAACUGUUCCAAGAAAUUAAUGGAUCAAAUGGUUAUUUUAAUUCUUUUGUUUUAUUUAUUUGUUUUGGUACAACUGUAUUACGUAUUUUAUAGGUCUUACAUCUUUUUAUAAUAAAUUUUAUAUGUACCGUUUGCCUUUCUAUAAGUUUUUAUUAUAACACUAAAAGCAAAAGAAUUAUAGAUUACUAACAGCUACUUCACGAACAUUUUUGUGCAUAUUGAACAUGACAUGUUGUUUUUCAAAUUUUUCCAUUUCUGAACAUUGAUCGGCCAUCCACUUUUCUUUAGCCGCUUGUAUUUUUGUUUUAUUUCUCUUUGUUGCUUCUAUAUUAUGUAGCCUGUCUUGUACUUGUAUUGCCUUCUUUGUUCCAUAAGGUCUAGUAUUUCUGUUGUGCAUUGUUAUUUAUUGAAUAUAUUAGUUACAAACAUAUUGUAGUAUCUUUGUUAUAUGUCCACUAUGGUCCACGAAAUAAUUUUCAUGUUAUUUCAACAUUUUCUGAUUUUCUCCUUUUUUUUUUCGAUUUUACUUUUUCUAAAAUUUGUCCAUGUGUUGACAAAUUGUAAGUAAUCUGUUCAUUUCAUGUGUAAAAGUUUAUCCUACUAUAAAGUUUUAAAUUCAAUUAAAAAAUUAAAAUUUAAUUUGAACACAAUAAUUAUUUUUUUGUUGGUAAUUUUAUUUAAAAACAUAUUCCUCAUAUUGUUCUUGAAAGUUGAAGCAAUAAAACAAAAUAACCUAUGUACAUAGGUACUCGUAAAUACAAACAUAAUAUCCACUUGGUACCGUUGUUUCUUGAAGCAGUAUGUAUAAAAUAGCUAAGAGGGACAUAUUUUUGAAAAGUUUUUGUGAUGUGUCACCGAAUAAUAAAUAUUUGUUGAGAUAAAAUCAGUAAAGUGAACAGCUGCUUAAAAAUACCAUUGUUAAAUUAGUAAUCAAAACAAAAAGUUACCUAUAAACUUUUGAAUGCACAAUUAGCAUAUAUUAUAAUCCUUAAAAGUAUAUUUAUCAAUUUAAAUACAUUUAGUUCCUUGUUAUUUACAUUUAAAUGUUGUCGAUAUUUAUGAUUGUUAAAAAAAACUUAAUAUUGUUAUGAUACUUUUCUGUUUGUGCUGUUGAUAUGGUACGUUCUAUUGCUGUUCUGUUAGUAAUUUUUAGAUAAAGAAUAUAACUGAAAAUUAAAAAAAGUUAUAUCAAAAAAUUUUUUUAAUAUCACGUAAAGAACUAUAUAUAAGUAUGAAGUCAAUACUCUCAUAACAUUUUCUAUUAUCAACUAUAUACCUAUCGUUAUUUAAGGAUUUCUAAAAAGCUUUAAUGCAAAAUAUAACAGUAUUAAAGUAUUUCUGAAACAAUAAAACAAAAACAAUAGAAACUUACAUCAUCAUCAACCAUCCUGCUACAUCCACUUGUCUGCAUAAGCCUCCUUGUCUGUUCUGAGUGUAUGUUCUUAGCUCCUGAGAUCCAAUUGUUGUCAAACUUUUUCCAUUAUCUCUCUAACAUGUAAGUGUUGGUCCGCAUCUCCUUAUUUUAUUUGUUACCACUUCCGGUUGUAUUGGCAUUUUACUGACAAUCAUCACCUUUAUCAUUGUGAUGCUUAUCUUUAGUUCAUAAUCUUCACUCGUUGUGGUAAUCCUAUUAAUCAAAUGUAUAAGUUCAGAAGUUGAUAUCUUUAUCACUAUCUUUACCCUAUCUACCGCUGCUUUGAAGAGUUCUAUGGAACUGCAUUCAAACCAGUCCCUUAAAUUUUUUAACCAUGAUACUUUCCUUCUUUCUCUUAUCAUUCCUUAUCUUAUCUUUCUUUGUCUUGUUAAUCUUAGCAUUUAUGUCGCCUCAAUACGUGUCCCAGAUAUUGUAACUUUCUUGUUUCAUCCAUGUACCUUAAAUUGUCAAUAUGGACGCCAUUAAUUCUGAUACCACAGUGACCACUAUCCAAUACUUUAUUGAAAACGAACUCCGAAUAGAUGUUAAAUAUUAGUGGCGACAAAAUUCAGCCCUCUUUUACCCCUCUUCGUAUUUGAAGCUUUUCAGAAUUAUACCGGCCAAUCCUGAUAUUUUAUGCCAGUAAAGAUUUUUAAUGAUGCGUAGAAUCUUGUCAUCAAUACCUACCUGCUGAAGAAUUGCUAUUAUUUCAGUAUGUUUUUCUCUAUCAAACGCCUUCUAAAAGUAAAUAAAACACAUAUAAGCUGGAUGGCCGACAUGUCUGCACCUCUGUACCAAAACCUGAAUAUUAAAUAGUCCUUCUCUGCAUGAUUCCAAAUUUAGUCUGGAAUCCAAACACUGUGUAGCUAUCAUAGUUGUUCUUCAAUGGUUUGGUACAUCCUUGACUGCAAAAUUCGAAGAAAUAUUUUUAAAACAUGGCUCAUCAAGCUGAUGGCUCAGGAGUCACUACAUCUUUUCGCAUUUGCUGUUUUACGUAUCAUCACAAAAGUCGACAACAGCCAAUCCAUUGGUAUACAUCCAGUUUCAUAAAUUCUAUUAAAAAGAUGAAGGAGAGAUCUUUUAGCUGAACUUUCGAGCUUUAUUACUUCACUCCAUAUUUCAUCCGGCCCUUUCACUCGCUUUUCCGGUUUUUGUUAAUGUUAUUCAGUGAUAUGGACGAGAUCAUAGGUAUCUAUAUCUCUGAUCAUUAGAGCCUGGAUUAUAUGCAAAAUGCAUGUGAAUAUUACAUGCAGCAUAUUUGUGGGUUGCUUUAUAAAUGCAUAUUAUAAAAGGUACAAGCGACGCGAUAGGUAACGAAUCAUUACAUAAAUAUAUUGGCUAACCGAACACUUAUAUGUAAUGUUACUAAUAAUAGCUAAUCUCAGGGUUUAGGGUUGAUUCUAAUGAAAAUCACGAUAAGGGAUCAAUCGUUGUAUUCCGUCUUUACCAUACAAAAUCUGAACGCUAACUGACUAAGAACAGAAACUAAUAAUAUUGUCUGUUUUUCUAUUCACAUCUGCAAACCUUAAAAUAUAAACACAACGGUCAUAAGACCACACAUAUUAGGGCAUUAGAGCGACUUAAGUACCGGUUCCCGGAACGGCACGUGUGGCUGGUUGACCAGACGCAUUCCUUACAUAGACGCCGCACAAGGGGCUGGUUUGUUACAAUAUGCUAUUCAUAUUUACUUGAUUAAGAGCAUAUUGCGGCAUAUUUUGAUGUAUUGGAAAAUAUUACAUAACUAAAGUAAUUUUCUAUACAUGUUUAGAUAAUCUUCUUCUUUAACUGCCAUCUCCACGACGGAGGUCGGCAAUCAUCAUAGCUAUUCGGAUUUUAGAGACGGCUGCUCUGAAAAGUUCAUUUGAUGUACAUACGUACCAUUCUCUCUGGUUGCGCAGCACGAUAUUUUGCGUCUCCCUAUGCUUCUUUUUCCUUGAAUCUUUCCCUGCCUAAUCAAUUGGAGCAAGUUGUAUCUCUCUCCACGUGUAAUAUGUCCGAGCUAUUCCAAUUUUCUUGUUUUAAUGGUAUUUAAGGUUUCCAUUUUUUUAUUCAUCUUUCUCAGAACCUCUUUGCUUGUGACGUGUUCUGUCCACGAUAUUUUCAGAAUUCUUCUGUACACCCACAGCUCGAAUGAUUCUCGUUUUUUCAUUGAUGCAGUAUUCAAGGUCCAAGCUUCCAUUCCAUAAAACAAAGGCGAGAAAACGUAUCACCUAGCCAACCUAACUUUUAGCUCCAACUUCAAAUCUCUUGUGCAGAGCUCUUUUCUCAUUUUGUUAAAAUUUACUCUAGCCUUUUCUAUUCUGAUUUUGAUUUCCUGUAAGUAAUCUCCUGUGGAGUUGAUCAUUGUUCCAAGGUAUGCAUAUUGGUCGACUCGUUCGAUAUUGGAUCCGUUUAUGAGUAAUUAUUAGACCGUAUUCUUGUCCAAACUCCGCUAUUCUGGUCACCAGCCUCUGAAGGUCCCCAAUAUUUUCAGCUAAGAUGACAGUGUCAUCCGUAUAUCUAAUGUUUUUAAUGGGAAUAAUCCUAUAAAGGUGGCCUAGCCACCGCAGACUGUUUAUUUUGAUGAACCUACCAAUGCUAGGGUCACCAUAAAGGCGGUAAAGCUCAAAAUUACGGCGUCUACGCCAUAAUCCGUUUUCCUGCAUGCCUUUAUCAAUCCCGCAGUUCUUAUUUUAUCAAUGUAUAUUUCUUUCGUAACCAGAAAAAUAAUCUGCACAACCAUGGUGACAAUAGUACAAUAAAUGUUUGUUUAACUUUUGCAGAAUUUGAUUGUUUCCAUUAUACUCCACCUACGAUUUUUUACUAAUUCUCACGUAACCUUUGACCUCACAAAUAUAUCACUCCUGAUAUUUAAACGUCAUGGAAUAUAGUAUGUAUUAUAUUUUGCCUUUAUAGACUAAUUAUUACACUGGUAAAAAUAAAAAUAAACAUGCACUGAUUGCCCUUGGUGUAUAAAUAACCAUAAUGAAGUGACUUCCGUUAUGACUUAUGAAAUAAGAAGAUGGCGAUGUUGUGUCACGAAUCUCUACCAUUUUUAAGUGAAUCUGGUUUUUUAAUUAUUAUGUGAUUAUUUUACGUUAACUUUUUCUUAACUUUUAGUAAUCAAUUUAGAAUCUGUAUGGGAUAAAUAGUUAAAAUAACAGUGUACAGGCUGUUCGCAAAUUGUCCACGAAAACUAUUUUUUUAUUAUACAGAUUUAGCCAUACGGCUCACACUUCCUCUACGGAGAAAAUUAACUCAAACCAGAUACCACCGGUAUCAAAAGGAUUGAGCUCUGGUGGGACUCUUUCCGUGUUAUCGAGUCCAAUGUGACUUGGUAUGGAAGCUAGUACCUACAGCUUUCUGCAUGGUCUUGUAAAGAUGUUCAUUUAGACGCAGCUUUUUUAUGGUUUCGAGGAGGCUCUUCGGAAUGACCCCAGUGGUAGACAUAAUAAUAGGUAUCGUCUGGGUACUUUGCAUUCUUCAUUGUCUUCGUAUUUGAAUUUCCAGAUCUCUGUUCUUGGCGAUCUUUUCAGUAAAUUUAGUACGUAGAUUAUUGUUGCUAGGCAUCGCCACAUCAAUUAGUGUUGUUUGUCUUGUUAAUUUACUAACUACUACGAGAUCUGGUCUAUUAUAGCCACGGUUUGAUCUUUUUAUAAUUAAUACUUAAUAAUUUAAUAUUAAGAUAUAACUAGUCUAUAUUAUCCUCAUUACAUAAUAUGAUUUGACAGUUUUUUACGUUUUUCUUUUCUACUGUAAUCUGAUUUAGUAGUAUUGAAGCUAAACUGAUUAUAAUCGUGUAGAAUUCAACUUACAUAGGUGACAUCAAACUUUAACAUCCUCAUAUAAUAGUUGUUAAACAACAACACAAAGGUUUUUUAAGAAGUUUAAGUUCUGUAUUCUUUAUAAUAAAACAAAUGUUAAUAUUCAAAGCUGUAACACAUCAAAGUACUGUUAUUUAACGAAAGUAUUUCAAAAAUAUGUCUCCACAAUAACAAAUUUCAAUAUUGUAAAAGCGAAUAGUGUGUAGAAUUAUGACGUCUUUGAAAGUGUUUGAUCGUUAUGGCAUACAUCACUAUGUAUUUCAAAACGAUGAAAUAACCUUUCCUCAAAUAUACAAUCUUUAAUAUAACAAAUCAAUUUUGUUUAGUACCUACAUUAUAGAAACGUGUAACAGAAGCACAAUUAGAUUUUGGUAUAUAGCCUACCAAAUAUUGAUUGAACACAAAUGGCUAUAUUAUAUUAUUAUAUUUUCAUACCCUUCCUCUCUUUAUCUCCAAUGGCUCUAUAGCCCAAAUCGAGCUUUGGUCUCCUCCGAACUAUGCCUCCAACCUUGCCGGUCCUGCUAGGAUCCUCUCCAGGUUCUCAAUCUAGCUAAUUUUGCGCUUCCGCUGCCACUUCAUCCUCCCGCUUUUUCCGUGGCCUUAGUCUUGCGUCCUGUAUUUUACUAUCUAGGGCUCUUUUCGGCAAUCUUGCGGUCACCAUUCUGACUACAUGACCAGUCCAUCGGUCGAGUACAGCAUGCCAAGAUGAUCUAAAUACUAAAAGAAGCAGGAAUUAACAAUCAAUAUCGGAAAAUAAUUAGAAACCUUUACUGGAAUCAGACUGCAAACCUCAGAGUUGACGGUGAACUCACCGAAUAUGUCAAAAUCAUGCGUGGAGUGAGGCAAGGCUGCAUUUUGUCCCCCCUAAUUUUCAAUCUUUACUCUGAAAGAAUAUUUGUCGAAGCUUUGCACGAAACUGAAAAAGGUAUUCUACUAAACGGGUACCGGCUAAAUAACAUCAGGUAUACAGAUGACACCAUAGUAUUUGUGGACAAACUAGAAGACCAAUAAGUUCUCAUGAACAAAAUCACGUGUUGUCAACAAUAUGGACUCAAUAUAAACGUAAAGAAGACAAAGCUUAUGAUCAUUAGCAAGAAAAAGAUAACAGAAGGUCAACUCUACAUCACCCAAACCCCUUAACAAAGAGUGUGAGGCACUACAACUACCUCGGCACCAUAAUAAAUGAAGAAUGGAACAACAACCUAGAGAUAAGAGCGCGCAUCGGAGAAGCUAGAUAAACCUUCAACCGUAUGGGGGCCUUUUUCAAGAGCCACAACCUUUCUCUUGGUACAAAAGUAAGAAUGCUGAGAUGCUACGUCUUCUCUGUCCUUUUUUAUGAUGUUGAAUCAUGGACCUUGAACGAAGAUGUGUGCCGAAAAUUGGAAGCAUUUGAGAUGUGGCUGUAUCGGAGAAUUAUUAAAAUUCCAUGGACUGAUCGGGUCACAAAUGAGGAGGUCCUUAAAAGAAUGGGGAAGAAUCGGGAGGUACUAACCACUAUAAAAUCUUGAAAGUUGGAAUACUUUGGACACAUUAUGCGAAAUGAAUCCAGAUAUGCCCUCCUACAAUCCAUCCUGCAAUGAAAAAUAUUUGGAAAGCGAGGUCCAGGAGGAAGAACAUCCUGGUUAAAGAACCUCAGGACCUGGACCUAUAAAGUGAAUAUUGCCAUGAUGAUCGCCAGCAUUCGUCACGGAUAGGCAAAUCAAGAAGAAGAAGAAGAAGAAGAAGACCAGCCCAUUGAAGUUCCUGAGAUCGGUGUCUUUUUGAACAAUUGGUAAAGUUCAUAGAUGUUAUUGCAUCUCCAUACUCCGUUUUCGUUAAUAGGUCCAAAUAUCUUCCUUAAGACUUCCCUUCCAAAUACAUACGUCCAGCUUUCAUGGGCGAUUGAAAAAUAAGCUUUCCCUUUACUAUUCAUAUACAUUUUCAUGCGAUAUAGGUACGAUCGAAUCAUAUAAACGCACCCAAGUAAAACCAUGUACCACAAAAAUCGAAGUUUUUCUCGAUUCGACCAAACAUUCAAAUCCAUACCGUCCGAACGGAACAAGUAUUUAGUUUUCACUCUUGUAGGUUAAACUACGGUGCUUUAAGAGGAUGGGUACGUAUUUUCGGCUGCAAUGCUAUUCAAAUGGGUAUUCAUUUUUUUCGAAUCCUGAGAAAACUAAUAAGUAUUUUUGAAAAUUUAAACACAUAAUGAAAGAUUACGUUAUUAGCGAGGGCCGAAAGUCCCUGAGAACUUCUAUAAUGUUUAUUUUAAUAAGUUACAGGGGUGACAAACUAAGAGAAAAUUUAGUGUGAUAUUUAAUUUAAAAUAUCUCAUUCAAAAUAAAUUUUUAUUUAUUCUAAGGGACUCUCGGCCCUCGGUAAUAAUAUAGUCUUUCAUUCUGCGUUUAAAUUUUUCAAAAAUAUUUAUUGUUUUUUCAGGAUUCGAAAAAAAUGAACACAAUGUCCGUGGUAAUAUUUACAAAUCUCUCUUUGUCAUACAACGCAACGCACUCAGUCGAAUAGAAUAUUGUCAGAAACUUAGGAAGGUGCAAUCAUGAACAAAAAUAAUGACCCUAUGUGCUUGCUUUGCCAUCAAAUUUCUCGUUAAUGGUGGGUUUUUGAAAAAAAUUCUAGAACAAAAACUGGUUUUUGUUCAAUUCCCUAAAACUUCUUAUUCUACAUAUUUUUUUCAAAAACCCACCAUCAACCAGAAGUUCGAUGAUAGAGUAAGCACAGGGGGUAAUUUUUUGUUCAUGACUGUACAUAGGUUCAUAUGUAUUUAUAAAAAAAAUCUAAAAUUUGACAAAUUGUUAUCUUUAUUCGAUCUCUGCACUAAGACAAUGUUUUAAUAUACAUAUAGAUAUGUCGACAAGGAUUUCUUAACUAUCAGAAUUAAGUAUUUUAUUAUAUUUACAAAAUAUACUAUACCUAAACAACGGAAAUAACCGACUUUUACUUGAAAAAUACAAGAGGAUGGGUACGUAUUUUCGGCUGCAAUGCUAUUCAAAUUCAUUUUUUCGAAUCCUGAGAAAACUAAUAAAUAUUUUUGAAAAAUUUAAACACAGAAUUAAAGAUUACGUUAUUAGCGAGGGCCGAAAGUCCUUGAGAACUCAUAUAAUGUUUAUUUUAAUAAGUUACAGGGGUGAAAAACUACGAGAAAAUUUAGUGUGAUUUUUAAUUUCAAAUAUCUCAUUCAAAAUAAACUAUUUAUUUAUUUUAAGGGACUUUCGGCCCUCGGCAAUAAUUUAGUCUUUCUUUCUGCGUUUAAAUUUUCCAAAAAUAUUUAUUGGUUUUUUCAGGAUUCGAAAAAAAUGAACACAAUGUCCGUGGUAAUAUUUUCCAAAUCUAUCUUCGUCUUACAACGCACUCAGUCGAAUAGAAUAUUGUCAGUCAGACAUUGGCAAUCAGUGACAAUUUUAAAUAUUUGACAUGGCAUCGGGAAUAUUUUGAGUUGUUGAUUAAAUAAUAUUGAUAUAUAAUGUACUUGAUAAAUAAUUGAUUUAAGACGUGAACUUAAUAAAAAGUUAUUUAUUGUGUAUUAUUUGUGGAAGAUCCAAGCAGAGAAUACAUCAGGAUAAUAUAUUCUGUGAUCCAAGUAUUUUGUUGUUAAAGAUGUUCAAAAUUGUAAGCGUUCCAUAGUAACAAUAUAUUAUUAAAAAUCACUUUAACACUUUUCUUCUUUUCUCGAUUGAGUAUUAGUCUUUGUUGUACAUAUAAAUUAUUUCAAUCACUGAAUACAUAGUUAGUGAAAAAAUUAUCAGUAGUAAUUGCACAAGAGCUCUGAAAUUAUUGAAUUUUUCCCGAGUGACACUUUGACAGUUUUAAUUUCACGAGCCGAAGGCGAGUGAAAUUAUGUCAAAGUGUCACGAGAGCAAAAAUUCUAUAUUAAUUUCAGAGGUCGAGUGCAAUUUGUUGCGAUUAUUUCAUGAAUAAAACUGUUCAAAACCAAAAUUUUAUUGUAAUUUAUUUAUGUAAGUACCAUUAAACACACAGUUUUUAUAAAUAUUUGACGAUUGAAAGUCAUCACUUUUAUAAUUUUUAAAACAUUAAUUGUCAUUAAUGUCACUGAAUGUAUUUUUUCGUAGCAACGAAGGGCAUCUGACGUAAUAUACUUAACGACGGGAGAUUAUCAAAAAUUAUCGAUUUAAUUCAGAUUUCUGUAGCUUUCUAUUGGUCAGAAUCUCCUAUGAAUGAAAUAAUCACAUUUAUUAACUGAAUUAAUAAUUUGCAAUUAUAAAAAUAACAGUUAUCCAAGAACAUUAUCUCUUUAAAUUAGUGAUGACAUUUUCAAGUAGAAUGACAUUCUAGUAAUGUUUACAUAUCCAUACCAGUGUGAAUUUUACUACACGUAAUUUGCCGUGUAAACUGUAAAGACAGAAAAAGUAGGGAUACCCAUAAAAUAUUUGCGAAUUAUGUACCGAUGGCCUUAAGUUUAUUUUAUAAACAACUUUUGUUUCUUAUUGUGUCCCUUUUGUUUAGUAUUUUGUGGUUAUUUUUUUCGUGCCUAUGAGAAAGAGAUUAUUAAUUUAUGAUUAAUGUAUAUAUUAUAUAGGGCUUUUCAUCGAUUGUCAUUUGUUUCGAGCUUCUGUCAUGUGUCACAUAAUAUUACUAGAUCUACGUCAUACGUCUUUGGUUUGUAUCAUUGGUAUUACCAAUAACGUACGACGUAGAUAUAUUAAUAUUAUGUGACACAUGACAGAAGCUCGAAACAAAUGACUGUGAAUGAAAAGCCCUAUUGUCGUUUUCUGAUUCACGUAAAAUAAAUAGCCCAUUAGAAAAAUAUAUGAAAAAGUUUCGUUGUGUAUUUUUAUUCACUAAAUUCGAAAUUCGAAUUUGCUUUUGCGUCGGAAGUAACGGGAAUUAUGUAAAACGAAAAUGAUGUAUGAUAAACCUUGAGACAGUAAUUACAUAGAACAGGAGAUAUUAUAAAUUUAUUCAAAUGCAUUACAAAAUUACGGCAUUUACGCGAUUUUUCACUUGCAACUGCAUUUUUAGUAAAACAACUCUAUAAUGGCUGAAAUUAAAAGAUUAAAAUAUUUGUUAGUUUUUCGAAUUAUAAUCCUUUAAACAAUUCAAUUGUUUAUAACAGAUUUCUAUCACUUCCGACACAAAACCGAGUUUGAAAUUCGAAUUAAGGGAGUCAAAAUACAUAGUAAUACAAUUUGAAACCCCAUGGAUUUUAAUCCAGGGGAAAUUUGCCUUAGGGGGGACUUCCAAUGAAACAUCAACCAAAAGACAUUAAAAAGAUAAAGCCAAACUACAUAAAAGACGUAGGUAAAUAAUAACUUCUAUGCAAUAUUUUCCUCAAUUAUUUUCCUAACUAGCGUGUUUAUUGGGUUUAGUUUGUCUGUCUGUGGUUUAAGUUCCAUGUCAGCUAAUAUAUUUUGAUGUUUCAACCAUUUUUUUUCUUUAUUUUUUACCUUGUUAGGGGGAGAAGUUUCCUCUUUUUCCCUACCCUUAGAUCCGCCACUGCUUUAAUCGGCCACGAAACAUCUCUGAUCCUUGGCUCUUUGACUAAUAAUAUACCUACCUACAUUCUACAUACUAUAAUUUUUCAUCCUAAUCGCUUUAAUAAUAUAAAAUUGAAAAAAAAAUGACAAUUAUUUUAGUCUAAAAUUAUUAUAAGUACUCGUAUGUAUUAUAUUUCUGUGAAAAUAUGACUUAGGUGUAAUUUUUUAAUAAAAAGAUAUUGAAUUUUAGAAAAAAGGCCAUCUUGCCAUUGAAUGUGUGAUACUAGAUCUAGUUAUAAUGUUGAUUUUGAAUAAAUGGUAAAAGGA